AUGUCCGAUCACCCUGUUCUGAUCAUCGGCGCGGGCAUCAGUGGCCUCGUCCUGGCCCAGUAUCUCCAGCGCCAAGGUGUUCCUUUUAAGCUUUUCGAUCGUGACUCCGCGAUCGAUGCCCGCAGCGGUGGAUGGGGAUUGACGCUUCACUGGGCACUUCCUGCCUUGCGCGAACUGUUACCCGAACAUUUAGUUGAAAGAUUCCCGGAAACUUUCGUCAACAAAAAGGCCUCGGCGCUCGGAGAUACCGGGCGCUUCCAGUUCUUCGAUCUCAAGUCAGGAGCUGCUUUGUAUGAUGUGCCUGCCGCUGAGCGUAUUCGGGUAAGCCGCGUUCGCUUGCGCCAGUUACUGACUACUGGGAUUGAUGUUCAGUGGAGCAAAAAUCUACAAAAUAUCGAGUCCUCUGGGGAUACAAUCACUGCUCAUUUCGAGGAUGGUACCUCGUGCAUUGGGCGACUUCUUGUUGCCUGCGAUGGCUCAAGGUCACGCGCACGCGAGAUUCUGUAUCCUGACUUGGAGAUGAACCCAUUGCCCGUACAAAUUCUUGGUGCAUCGACGCUGUAUACUGCAGAAGAGAUGGGCGGCGCCGAGUCCAUCGACCCCUUUAUCUUCCAGGGCUCGCAUCCCGACUCAAACGUGUUCCUCUUUUUCAGCUUUUUGGAUACGCCUGGCAACUUCGAGACCAGUAGCAAGGAUCGCUAUCACUGCCAGGUAAUUGUUUCCUGGGCGGACUCUAAAGGGAUAUCAGUCCCAGGUGACAAUGCGGAGCGCAUUACAUUGAUGAAAAAUCUGACUGACAGCUGGUCUGAACCAUUCCGAUCGCUGGUUCACAAACUUCCAGACGAUGCGGAAGUGCGCUCCAUCCGGAUCGAAGACUGGAUGUUUCAACCAGGAAGGACGCAUGCUCAUCCUCGGGCGGUCUUGAUGGGAGAUUCAGCACAUACAAUGACAAUGUACCGCGGAGAAGGCGCCAACAAUGCGAUCGUCGAUGUUUUGGAUCUCGUUAAACGAGUCGACAUGCGACAGACACGCUCGUUCGGUCAAGAUACCUUGACACAUUCCCUUGCCGCCUACGAGAAUGACGUCUUCAAGCGUGCAGAGCCCAGCGCGAUGAGUGCCAUACCAGAUAAAGCAUCUUCUGUCCGUAUCUCGCAGCGUCAACCACAAGCCUGCAGAGGUAAAGGCCAAAUCUCUUCUCAAGUUGUCCAGCUCAGGCGCAACGCCGUGCAACAUGCUUCAGAGAUUGAGUUUCUGAAUUCAGUUCUCGCGGAUCUGGACUCUUCGUCCUCGUCUGGAAUCACACAUGUGGUCCAAAAAGUGAGAAAUAGGAUAUCACGGCUGCAAACUGGCCGGGAUCUCCCUCAAUCCGAGUCAUCCAACGACUCGUCGCAGCAGGAGAUAACUUUGACUGAAGAUCGUGUACCUGGAAAAUUACCGUCAUCUGCCGAAGCUGCCUCAAACCAGAUCGACUCGUCGCUUCUCACGGCAAUUGAGCAUCUUGCUUGGGGUCGAAAUUCCGCUGGGUGCUUCCCUCACAGGAACUGCGCGUGCCAAUAUCGCAAAAAUGGCCUACAGUUGGUAUCCAGCAACGGAUCAAUUCAAGGUGACAGUCUUCCUCUGGGACUAAACCCCAACCUCCCCAGAAUAAUAGAUGCUCAGAAGCUAGUCAAGUUCCAUAUCUGUCAUGUGGCAUGGCAUCAUGAUUGCUUCCACGGCCCGACAUUUCUCGAACAGUGCGAGAUGUUCUGGGAAACUGGAAGAUAUGAUGAUCCCCUCUGGCUAGCUCUUUACUAUUCUGUCUUGAGCUCUACCGUCAGUUCAAUUCAGGAUAGCCCGAAAGCGAGAGAUUUGGCUGAUGUUGAUCUGCACACUAUGCAAUCUGCACAGCAACUCUUCUCUGCUAUGGUGCAAACUCUGUAUGACUGCCAUUUCCUCAGCAAUCUCUCAAUAUACUCAGUGCAGGCCAUUGUUAUAUCAACAGAAGUUGCUCAUAACCUCGGAUUAAGUCAGCUAAAUGCGACCCUUUUCAACGCUGCAGUGCGCAUUGCCGAGUGCCUUGGGGUCCACAAAAUCCAGGAUCACUCGACAAAGCCAGUCCGGAAUAAGGAUGAUUGGGAAGAAAGAGUUGAGCGAGAAGUCGGAAAAAGGGUCUGGUGCCAAAUGAUCAUCCAAGACCACUUCGCCAUCCCCUUUACCGACACAUACAGCAUAUCCCCAAUGCACUUCUCUACGGGUCGCCCUAUGAACGCAGAGGACUAUGACUUAAUGGAUAUGCCAAUCAGCACACCCACUACAAGCACUUAUGUCCGCGUGCUAGUAAAUCUGGCGGAGCUGAUGCCCGGCCUAGUUGAUGGACUUGGUCCAAUGAACAACCGAAAGCCUCACCGUGAACAAUACCAGCAUAUUCUGCAAGUUGAUCAGAAAAUGAGAGCUGUGGUUAAAGAUAUACCACCAUUUCUUCUGCGUCCGGACAAAGAGAAAGAACAGCAAAUCCCAUGGCUUAGCAUCGCCCGACGAAGCUUAGCAAUCACGGCAGCAGAAAAGAUCAUCAUGAUUCAUCGACCCUUCCUCUUCCGCUCUUUCCAUGACCCAACAUAUAGCUACACAAGGCGUACCUCUGUCGCAGCAGCGAUGACUAUCUUACGCGAACACGAAACAAUCGUGCGGGAAGAGGACAUCUCAAUCUGGACCCAUACCGCAUUUGCAAUUACAGCCGCAGUCAUAAUGUGCUUCGAGGUGAAUGCAAUCGCCGAGAGUGCAUUCAGUGCGAGUGCCCAGAGCUACAAAGAGGCCAUACUUUCUGCUCGAGCCCGUCUUGCUUCACGGGAUCUUGAUGUGCUCGCUCAACGAGGCGUUGCUCUGAUUGAUGCAAUCUUUACUGCGGGCUCGGACCUGAAUACUGGAGGCACGAGUUCUAAAAUGAUGGAUUUUGGUCAAAUCUUGGCCAAGUUUUCUACGUUCAGUCGAUUGAACCUUGGGUCUCCUAGCACCGAGGCAUCUCCUAGCGGAAUCCCGACUGUUGAGUCUCAGGAUGUUAUUGGUGCUCAUUUUGAUGAAAUGCGACCUACAUGGGGGACUGCAGAGGAUAUUGAUUUCGAUGCGUGGUUCAAUGAGACUUUUUAUUCUCUACAGGGACCUCUUCAGCUGUGA
Molecule: messenger RNA, 3150 nt
Organism: Penicillium arizonense
Lineage: Eukaryota; Fungi; Ascomycota; Eurotiomycetes; Eurotiales; Aspergillaceae
Exons: 7
Coding region: 1-3150 (1049 amino acids)
Molecular function (GO): FAD binding
Source: RefSeq, a predicted model, not a curated record